Molecule: messenger RNA, 264 nt
Organism: Emys orbicularis (European pond turtle)
Lineage: Eukaryota; Metazoa; Chordata; Testudines; Emydidae
Gene: PRLH
Product: prolactin releasing hormone
Exons: 2
Coding region: 1-264 (87 amino acids)
Biological process (GO): response to peptide hormone; G protein-coupled receptor signaling pathway; feeding behavior
Molecular function (GO): prolactin-releasing peptide receptor binding; neuropeptide hormone activity
Source: RefSeq, a predicted model, not a curated record
AUGAAACUGCUGGCUGCCUGCUUCAUGUACCUACUGCUCAUCUGUCUGGCCCUGCCCAAAGCCGAAUGCCGACUCCACGAGCGAUCCAUGGAAAUCAGGAACCCUGAUAUCAACCCUUCCUGGUACACGGGGCGUGGGAUCAGACCCGUGGGACGGUUUGGCCGGAGGAGAGCUGUCGUGGAGAGCGCCCAGAAGUCGGGCUAUGGACACAGGCAAGCUUGCCUCCCACUAGAAGAAAGCAGUGAAUCCAUUCAAGAUGAAUGA